Paralichthys olivaceus (Japanese flounder) is the source of this 5462-nucleotide messenger RNA. It is a transcript of the gene ptpn9a, whose product is annotated as protein tyrosine phosphatase non-receptor type 9a. Gene Ontology annotation, biological process: protein dephosphorylation. Gene Ontology annotation, molecular function: protein tyrosine phosphatase activity. NCBI's taxonomy places the organism in Eukaryota, Metazoa, Chordata, Actinopteri, Pleuronectiformes, Paralichthyidae. The record is from RefSeq and is a predicted model, not a curated record.
AAUCAUCCCACCAGCACCAUCUAAAGCUCACUGACCCUUAAUUAUAUUUACCUAAACCAUAGUCCCAUAACCCAUAAUCCUUUGUCUGUUGUGUUUAUUUACCACAAAAACCACAACAUAUAUCUUUUACAUUCUGGUUUUAAUGCAGAUGAACCAAAAAGAUGUUUCUUUAUCUGUUUCAUACCUGUCCAGUCUUUGUGUUAAGCUAAACUAACUAGCUACUGGCUGUUUGCUUCAUGUUUACUGUACAAACACAACAUAAAGUCGUGUCAGUCUUCUUGUGGAAGUGUCAGCAGGACUGCAAGUAACCACAAAAUCCUGUAUGUUAAAGGGCAAACUGUUGUCUCAGAUUGAGGUUUUUGAUACACCACAUCAAUGAUUGUUCCUCAGAGGUGUUUGUAGAAAUGUAUCCAAUGAUCUUGUUGCCUUUUCAUUAAGUUUCUGGUCUUUUUAGCUGCACAGACCAUAAACUACAUAAAAGAACAAACUUGUGUGGUAUCAAUGUUCUGGGCAAGAAACCUAAUGUUCCUCAACAUUUGAAAGUGAAGACGCUUCCUGAGCAGAUGAGUUUCCUGGCGUCACACAGUGACAGUCACUGAACAUCAUGGAGCCAGUCAGCAGUCCUGCCUCUAGCAGUGACACUCAAAAUGGUGAUUUUCCUGUUUGGUUUCCUAUUUUUAUGAAUGAAGGCGGAGGUCAGUGAGCUUUCUGGUCUUAACCACCAGGGGGUAGAGCGACACGCAGAAAGAAUAGCCUCCUCUCUCUCUCUCUCUCUCUCUCUCUCUCUCUCUCUCUCUCUCUCUCUCUCUCUCUCAUACUCAACAUAAAGGCGACGUCCAAAGCUAAAAACUUGCGCUUGAUGGCACUGGAGGAGUCGGCGGGCAGCUUCAGCCCUCGGGUCCGUGCACGGUGAGGUGGAGGGACGGCAGAUCAUGGUGUGAAGCCGGUGACCAUCGAGCUGAAGCAGAGUCUAGCUGCUCCUCUUUUCUCCUCCCUCUCUCUCGCUCUCUCUCUCUCCUUCCCUUCUCCUCUGAAAUCUGACACAACAGAGCCAGCUCUCUCUGUAGUUGUGGAUGUCUCAGAGAGGAUCUGCAAGAACAGAAACACUGAGCUCGAGCUGCUGCGUUUUUCACAUGGCUUCAACCUGGGGCGAGAGGGACAACCCCUGAAGCCCAGUUCUCCACGAGGGACACACACACACACAUCUCCGCUAUCUGCCGCCGAGUUGAUCCAAAGGCAGUCGGAGCCAUGGCAGCGACUUUAUCAGCAGACGAGGAGCAGGCUACCAGGCAGUUUCUGGAGGAAAUCAACAAGUGGACCAGUCAGCAUGGCGUGUCGCCGCUGUCCAGAGAACUGGCCGUCAAGUUCCUCAUGGCUCGCAAGUUCGACGUCCUCCGAGCCAUCGAGCUCUUCCACAGUUACAGGGAAACACGUCUGAAAGAAGGAAUCGUCAGACUUCAGCCUCAGGAGGAGCCUCUGCGCUCAGAGCUGCUCAGUGGGAAGUUUACUGUGUUGAGUGUGCGGGACCCUUCAGGGGCCUCCAUCGCCCUGUACACGGCAAAACUUCACCACCCCAACAAGACGGGCAACCACGUGGUGCUGCAGGCCCUCUUCUACCUCCUGGAUCGGGCUGUGGAAAGCUUCGAGACCCAGAGGAAUGGCUUGGUGUUCAUCUACGACAUGGCAGGUUCCAACUACACAAACUUUGAGCUGGACCUGAGCAAGAAGAUCCUCAACCUGCUGAAGGGGGCAUUCCCUGCCAGGCUGAAGAAGGUGCUGAUCGUCGGGGCCCCUGUUUGGUUUCGAGUGCCGUACAAUCUGCUAAGCCUGCUGCUCAAAGAGAAACUUAGAGAGAGGGUUCAGAUGGUGAAAAUGGCGGAGCUGCGCCAACACCUCCCCAGAGACUGUCUCCCCCAGCACCUCGGUGGCCUGCUGCCCCUGGACGCGCACAGCUGGAACCAGCAGCUGCUGGUGGGCCAGAACGGCCGAGUGGACCCAGUGGACGAGCUUGUGGCCAUCCCCCUGGAGGACACGUCCAUUCACGCCCCUGGACCUGAGUCCAUGCGACCACAGGAGCUGCUGAUGCACCUCGGCAGGCUUCAGCGCUCAGGCAUCCACCAAGAGUAUGAGGAGCUCCGCAAGGAACCACCGCCUGGAACAUUCCACUGUGCACAAGCAGCCUACAAUCAGGAGCGGAAUCGCUAUGGAGACGUGCUGUGCCUUGAUCAAACAAGAGUGCGCUUGAAAGCCAGAAGGAACGAGAGAUCUGACUACAUCAAUGCAAGCUUCAUGGAUGGCUACAAACAGACAAAUGCAUACAUUGGUACUCAAGGACCACUGGAAAAGACCUACGGUGAUUUCUGGAGGAUGGUCUGGGAACAAAACGUGCUUGUUAUUGUCAUGACAACCAGGACAGACGAGGGCAGUCGGAGGAAGUGUGGACAAUACUGGCCACUGGAGGAAGGAGGUCAAGAGGUGUACUGCCAUAUGGCAGUGGUGAACCAGCGGGUGGACCACCACACCCACUACAACCACACAACCCUCGAACUGCACAACACUGAGACAUGUGAACAGAGACACGUGAGUCACUUCCAGUACCUCAGCUGGCCUGAUUACGGCGUCCCCACCUCCGCUGUGACUCUCAUUGACUUCUUGGGAGCGGUGAAGAGACAACAGAGGAAAACGGUGAAGUCUUUGGGGCUUCAGUGGACAGGCCACCCGCUGGGACCCCCAAUGGUGGUGCACUGCAGUGCAGGGAUUGGAAGAACAGGUACCUUCUGUGCCCUGGACAUCUGCCUGUCCCAGCUACAGGACGUUGGCUCGCUAAACGUGUGCCAGACGGUGCGGCGCAUGCGAACACAGAGAGCCUUCAGCAUUCAAACCCCGGACCAGUACUACUUCUGCUACAAUGCCAUUUUGGAGCACGCCCAAAGACAGGGCCUGCUCCCAGCCAAUCAGUGAGCUUCAGCCGUGACUUCCCGAACCAAUCCACGAGCCCUGAGAUGUCCGUGGUCGAUCUGUUAACCCCCCAAGUCGGUUGUGUGACCAAUUAGUCAGUCCGGGAGAGAAGCUGUCAUUUGAAGCUCGGCCAUUUUUCAUUGGCAGACCAAGACAAGACAGCAACAGUUAAAAUGCUUGAGCGCUGACAUUAUGAUGUUUCCAUGUGAUAACAUUCUGGCUGCCAACAAUGUGACAUUUUGUUUUUUUGCUGAACAUAUCUCAGAGUGAACCCAUUGUGCGUUUUGUGUGUCUGUGGUCAGGGACGUGUGGAGGUAACGCAAAUUAGCCUUUUGAUUAUUUAUUUACCACUUAAAGUAAUGGUUUAAGGACCUCAUUAAAGGAAUAGUACACCCCAAUCUAUAAAGUUAAUCAUUACCCCCUUAUCCCAGAUCAGGUAAAACUCCACUAAUUGUUUUUUCCUGCAAAAUAAAACAUUUGACUUAAAAUUUCAGUCAAAUUCUCUUUAAAGGCUGCAGUGAACAGGGACCUGGUACUUUUCUCCAAACAACUGCUAUAGAAAAGUAUUUGUAGCUAACUUCCCCAUAGGCACAAGCACGUGCACAAAGGCCUUUUUCAGACAUGAACUCCAGAGAAUGUCCGCAGAAUUGGGUCUGGCCUUUCUCCUUUCGCACAAUCAAUGCAGCUGUAUAUUCUCCACUCAGACGUGUUCACAACAACACAGAAAUCUGUGGAGGGUGAAUCCUGCAGUGGAUCUCCUGCUGUGUUCUCAAAUUGGUUCAAUUGGACAUUCUCUGAUGUUUUUACCAGGGGGCUGGGAUGAGAAAGUCAGAAAAAUUUUUCAAAGUCUCUCUUUCGGACAUUUGCAUUCUCACAUACAGCCCCUGCGGAGAAUGUUAGGAGAUUAUCCAGAGUUCAGUGCGUAACUGAAUGCAGCUUAACAGAUGUAUCAGGUAAGAAGCUGAGUCAUUUUCAAACAGCUCAAUUGGUCAGAUUCUGCUUUCAAUGAACAAAUUGUAUUUAUUUGAGUUUCAAGCAAGAUGCAAGUUAUCGACACAAUUUAAACAUUUUGGGGUAAAAUGAUCCUUUAACUAAGCACAGCUUUUUUUGUUCCAAACAAGGAGCUUUAUCACCACUCUCAAGCAACAAUAAUAUAAUAAUAGGGUAGAUUUUGCACCUCCAGUGUCCAGUAUAGCUCGCUGUUCACUGCAGUGGAUUUUCAGCACAUGGUUACGUAGAUGGUACGAGCUAGUUCUGCGUCGUCUCAGGAGUGUAACGCUGAACACAAGGAGGUGAAACUGUCCAACAAAAUAAAAGGAUUUAGUGAAUGGCAGUAAGGAGGAGUAAAGCACAUCCAAAAACCGAUCAGGCUGUAAACUCCUGUUUCAUCCCGGCUCUGAUCACUCAUUAAACUGCUGUCCAUGUGAUUUCCUCUUUAGUUUUUCUGAUGUAUCCACUGAAACCUUCUGUCUCACCCUAACAUUGAUAUUUCCUGACUCGCAGCACAGACAGUGACCAGCAUCUGUGGUUCACCUUCUCUUACUAGCAGUGCCAUCAUGCUGUAGUGAUUGUGGUGGGAAUGUAUUGCUUACCCACAUGCGUACACGCUUGUGUAGAGCAGUCCAUGCUGCAGCAGCAAAGCCAUUGAAUCUGUGUAAGUCAUCAGUUAAGACCUCAUGAGUAGUGCAAUACUUUUUCUUUUUUGUUACACAAAUCAUGUCUUAGCACUUUUAAAUGACUCUUCCCUGCGUGCUCUGAGAUUAUUACAGCGAUAGAAUGGGAUGACAAAACAUAGUAAUUCUGUAGAUCUGCACAUGAUACUGGGAUAACUUAAUCUUACUGUUACAUUUAGUGAUGCUUAGAUAUAAAACGGUUAGUGACAUCUUGGACUCGCUCUAAUCGUCUGCAUAGAGCUUUACUGAGACAAAGCAAGAGGAUUUUACAGGGAAAUCACACAUUAAUUAGAGCAUAGCUGAAUAAAUGUACACAAACCUGUGCCUACACCCUAUAAAGUCCUUCUUAGGCACUCGAGAGUCAGAAAUGUUGUCUGAAGUGAAUUCUAAUUGUCGUCGUCCUUCAGGACUGUGGCUGUAAUCAGUGCUUUCAUCUGGUCCCAGUGUCUUGCCAUUAUUAUAUAGUACAUGCAAGUACUGAGUGUGUGUGUGCGUGUGUCAUAAGUUGCAUUAUGUUGUUGCCGGGUGAAAAAAAAAAUGUGUUCUUUGCUACAGAAUUCAUAUUGAAUUUGCUUGUAGUGAAGCCUUUUUUAAGUCUGCCAUCCUUAUGCACUCUGAUUUUAGAAUUAUUUUUCCUUUCAGCAAAAUGUGCCCCGUUUUAUUUUUCUAUUGUAUUCAACAACUGUUUUCAUACAAUUACCCAGGAUUAUACAAAUAUCUACAUUAAUUUUAUAUUUGUUCUGUUAUAACCUAUUACUUUAUCAUUUGUAUUGACUAUUGAAUCAAGCUAUACUGUAUUAAAUACAAACCAUGUCAAUGUGGACGUUUUAA